Molecule: messenger RNA, 1404 nt
Organism: Pollicipes pollicipes
Lineage: Eukaryota; Metazoa; Arthropoda; Thecostraca; Pollicipedomorpha; Pollicipedidae
Exons: 6
Coding region: 50-961 (303 amino acids)
Source: RefSeq, a predicted model, not a curated record
GCCACACUGAGGGCGGCGGCGCUGCUCACAGCGGGGCUUCAGGGCUCCAAUGACCACGUGGCGAUGCAACCGCAAGCGUACUGCUGUGCUGCUGUGCUUGACUGCUCUCCUGGUCUUCUUGGUCGCAUCGCGACGUAAUGCGCGAACCCAUGCCUCUCUCGAACGCAUGCGUUCGCUGCUGAGACCAGCUUUCGCGCCCUCUGGCCGGAUGCAGCUCACCCCGCGGGAGGCGCUCGACGCCUGCGUGCUGGCGGCGCGGCAGUACUGCAGCGAGCGGCAGCCAGACGAGCAUGCCGCCCCACGCCGGUGGCCUGGCCAGACGGCUACAUGGAGCAGGUCGCAGUCCCGGUUGCAUUGGUGCGGUCACCCAGCCACGGUCACCACAGAGAUUGCCGACAGCCUGCAGCACCUGGCUGAGGAAAACAGCGGCAAUGAGAUACGGAUCGAAGAGGGCGUCUUUCUCUCCAUGGCCAACAGCAAUUCGUCGGUCUUGUCGUGGAACAUUGUGGAGCACCCUCUGGUCAUGCUCAUCAGAAUCUACACCAAUCUGCGCCAGACGAGCGUAGGGUGGGCGCCGCUGGCUCGGCUGCUGCCGCCCGGCCCGGUCUCCCUGCGGGCCGUGGCGGAGCUGGCGCUGGACGCCGCUGCUGGUCCCACCGCCCAUCUUCUGCGCCCCGCUGUCGACGUCUGCCACUUCUGCGCCACCCACUACGACUUCGUGCUGCACGCUGGCGAGCUCGACGUCGAGCUGCCGCACCUGCUGGACGAGAUCGGGUGGAGCAGCGGGCAGUGGGACCCGCCGACCCGUGCCAGCUACGACCAGGCGCUGAGCGAAGCGGUGCGACUCGUGCCGACCUUGCCCGUCCCGCUCAUGGUGCGCCUCAAGCAGCACUAUGCUGCAGACUUGGACCUAUACGGUUUUGAGUUUGACGUGGACGCUAUCUACCGUGCUCUAGCGUAGGUGUGCGAAAGUGUUCGGCGAGAUGUUGCGUGCGUUUUGGAAGAGGCUGAGGCAAAUGUUGGGAAGGAGUGCGGCUCCUUGCGACAUGCAACGGACAUUGUAGAUGGGCGUAAUGUAUAACAUUCUUGGCAUCAGAAAUGCCAUCCAAUCAAGAACUGGCUGGUCCGCUGGAUGUUCCAAAGUUCAGGUUGAGGAACACCCGAUAAAGUUCCACUGACCUGAUUAUGAUUGCGGACAUCAAACAACACCCUGCGACAAAUACAAGUGUUGGGGCUCACGUUUUGCUCUUACCAACGCAUCGAGAUCCAUCAUCGUGAGCCGUUGGUUAUCAUGACCUUAAAGGAAAAGGAAUAGAUGACAGAAGCCCACGUUUUAUAAAAUCGCGUUGUUACUGUAUGUGAAUGUUUGGUUUCUGACUGAAAAUAAAGAUCAAGGGAAGAAGA